AUGCGCAAAAGGAUGGCCCAUUUUCUGAAUCAGAAGAGGAGCCUUUUGGAUGUGCUCUACGUGUAUUUGUCUGUUUCUGUAGUUCACUCCUACAACAUUGACUUAGAACAUCCUAUUGUGUUCGGUGGACCUGACUCGAGUUUCUUUGGAUAUUCUGUUCUGGAGCACUAUCAUGACAAUACGCGCUGGUAAGUCUCAUAGGCUACCUGUUUACUCUUGAUAGCCUAUAACGCCUAGUAUAUAUCUUAUAGUGACUGUUAUUGCAAUGGGGACUGUUCAUGCACUGAUGUAUCCGCCCUUGGACAUGAAUGGCACAGUUUGGUUGUUGCGCAAUUCUUAUGGAUUGUAUUUGGGGCAUUCAGAUUUGUGCGCGCUGCGUCGCCUGCAUGCAGUUGUUGAAAGAAUAGCCUAGCCUGCAUGCAUUUGAUGAAAGAAUAGCCUAGCCUGCAUGCAGUUGUUUAAAAAAUAGCCUAAUGUGAGCUAUAGCCUACAAAGUAAAUAAAUAUCAUUUUCUAAAACAAUAGACUUACUCAAUUGACAGUGUGUGGAUGAAGUUUGCUCAAUAGUCUACUGCUGCGCGUAAACGCCUUCCUCUUGUUUCAUAAAACAGUCGAUUGUCUUAUGUCAACAGUUUGAUUGAUGUGCAGUAUUUAAGAAUGUGCAUGUAAUUAGGUUUAUUUUUGACAUUUUUUCUGUAGCAGCCUAGCUGACCUGUCCAAGAUUCCAGCAUGUAGCCAAAGCUGAAGUGAUCAUGUCCCCAUAGUGGUCACAACUCCCACCAUUGUCUUCAUUGUCAUGAGUCAGUUUGCUGAUGCCAUGACUGACCUAUAUACCCAGGGGUGGAGUCACUCGGGAACUCACCCAUGUUACAUUUUAGAAUUCACCUUAGAAAGCAGAUUUUCACAUCAAAAUCAUUUCACUUUGGGAACUCGGCUACCAUAUUUGUCUUGAACAUGGGGGGAAUUACUCUGUUCUAGAGUGGGCCUUAUGAAGACGAUUAUGAGAUGUCAUCAUGUGACUUUACUGUGACAGCCCACUGGGCACAGAAGUCAAUUCAACUUCUAUUCCAUGUUGGUUCGACAUAAUUUAAUUGAAAUGAUGUGGAAACAACAUUGAUUCAACCAGUGUGCCCAGUGGGAGGAUGUGUGUUAUCAACAUUAUCCUUCAUGCUGGGUGACAGCCACCCUUAGUCUCUUUAUACAAGGUGUUCUUCUCCUCCUCCUGCUCUUCUUCUUCACAACGUCACGUGACUGUGUGACAGGAUGUAUUUGGUUUACUAAUUUACACUGUGUGGUUCACACAAUGUCCCUCCCAUUGUUUCUGUAUACAGGGUGCUGAUAGGGCCCCGCAAGGCCAACUCGUCCUACUACAGCAGUCCUUCUUCUUGUAGUUGUUGUUCUUCUUCUUGACUGCUGUGACAGGAUGUGUUGCGUUUACACUGUUUACAAACUAUGUUUUGUUUCUGUCUACAGGGUGCUGGUAGGGGCACCCAAGGCAAACUCUUCAUACAGCAGCUCGGUUCACACCCCGGGAGCCGUGUUCAAGUGCCGUGUCCACAGCAACCCAGAGAGACGCUGCACUGAGAUGGACCUAGGCAGAGGUCAGUACUCAACCACAGACCACACAGUCACCAGGGACCACAGUAGAGCCAUAUGGAUAACCACAGACCAACCACAAACUAUAUUGACCCUUAGGACCAGAGCCUUCUGUUAAGUAUAACCCCCAGACCCCCAGGACUCAAGACUGGAGGCUUCUAUGUAUAGAGGGCUCUGCUCAGAGCUCAGAGCUACUGGCCGUGCAUACAAGAAACAACCACACAGACAUACCCCAACUCAAUAUUAGGAUGUUCUUAAUGUUUUGAACACCCAGUGUAUAUUGCCCACAGGCUUUAAUGGGAUGAUUUUGACCAUAUUUGAUUAAUUAGGGGCGUUUCAAAAUACAAAUAGCCAAGGUCGUGCACUGAGGUUGAGAACAAUUGGUAUGUAUCAACGUUUAUCUCCUACCGGUGUGUGUAUGACGCUCGUAGGAUUGUUUGAUAAAUCACACAUUUUCUAUGUGUAUGAACAUUCUAAAUUCUGUUCGUAAGUAGUAUUUUAGAAUGGUUUCUACGCAAUAUUUAUAAAUGAGGCCCAUGGAUCACAACCUUCUACAGAGAACUACUGACCAUAGACACAGGACAGCUGACUAUAGACAGACAGGACAACUGACCAUAGACAGACAGGACAACUGACCAUAGACAGACAGGACAACUGACCAUACACAGACAGGAUAACUGACCAUACACAGACAGGACAACUGACCAUACACAGACAGGACAACUGACCAUAGACAGACAGGACAACUGACCAUAGACAUACAUGCCAACUGACCAUAGACAGACAGGACAACUGACCGUAGACAGACAGGACAACUGACCAUAGACCGACAGGACAACUGACCGUAGACCGACAGGACAACUGACCGUAGACAGACAGGACAACUGGCCAUAGACAGACAGGACAACUGGCCAUAGACUGACAGGACAACUGACCAUACACAGGCAGGACAACUGACCAUAGACAGGCAGGACAACUGACCAUAGACAGACAGGACAACUGACCAUAGACAGACAGGACAACUGACCAUAGACCGACAGGACAACUGACCAUAGACAGACAGGACAACUGACCAUAGACAGACAGGACAACUGACCAUAGACAGACAGGACAACUGACCAUAGACAGACAUGACAACUGACCAUAGACAGACAGGACACCUGACCAUAUACAGACAGGACAACUGACCAUACACAGACAGGACAACUGACAACACUAACCACAAGACCUGAGUAUUUCAAAUAGACAGCUACAGUCUUUAACAUUGGUCCUUUUACUUAUAAAUAAUAAAGACAUCCAGAAAGAGAGAAAAUUCUCAGUGUGCUAGAAGUCCAGAAAUAUUUUGAUAGGUAUGAUUAAUGUUUUAGCUAAUAUUUUCCAAGUGGUUGUGCCAGAAGGUUUUCUGCAGUUCCUAUUCUUGUGGACAAGAGAGAGAAGCUUUAUGUUGGUUUAAUAGAAACCCCCACUUACCCCUCUCUGUCACCAAGAAGCGUCAGGCCAGACGCUGUAUAUAUAUAUAUAUUUUCUGUUGUAUUUUUGACUUUAUGUUUUGUUUUACCCCAUAUGUAACUCUGUGUUGUUGUUUUUAUCGCACUGCUUUGCUUUGCUUUAUCUUGGCCAUGUCGCAGUUGUAAAUGAGAACUUGUUCUCAACUGGCUUACCUGGUUAAAUAAAGGUUAAAUACAAAUAAAUAAAUAAAUAAAAGACAUGGGGUCCUGUUGCAGUGCUCCUUCUCCCCCUCUGUCCCUCUGGUCUCUCUCCCCCUCUGUCCCUCUGGUCUCUCUCCCCCUCUGUUUCUGUUUCUCUCGCUCCCCCUUCACGCUCGCUCUCUCUCUCUCUCUCUCUCUCUCUCUCUCUCUCUCUCUCUCUCUCUCUCUCUCUCUCUCUCUCUCUCUCUCUCUCUCUCUCUCUCUGUCUUUCUCUCUCUCUCUCUCUCCCUGUCUCUCUCCCUCCCUGUCUCUCUCUCUUGAUCGCUCCUAUUCUUUCUCCCCGUCUCUCUCUCUCACACACACCACACGACACACACACCACACGACACGACACGACAGACACACGACACACACACACCACACGACAGACACACCACACGAAACACACACACACCACACAACACACACACACCAUACGACAGACAGACACGGCACACACACACAUACAGAGAGAGAGCUACCAUGAAUCACGGCAGACAGAGGGAGUUCAGCCCUAGGGUGCCUCAGAGAAAAUAUUAGCGUUGAACUCUGGAAAUAGCGUCAAUUAUAACUUUUCUUAUUUACACUGAAUGCUCCAGUAAAUCUGUGUGUGAAUCACAAAUGGCACCCUGUUUCCUAUAUAGCCUAGUGCACUACUUUACACCAAAGCCCUAUGGGGCCUGGUCAAAAGUGCACUAUAUAGGGCAUAGGGUGCAAUUGGGGACACAGCCUGUGAUCUGAGACAGGAGGCAGAGGAACUGAACCUUUUAAGGGCACCCAUGCUGCUAAAGGAGAGAGAGAUCAGCCCACUGCUUUUUUCUAAAGUUAAGUUAGAUUCAGACUCUGUAAAAGCAGUGCCUUGAUUGCAGGAUUCAUCUUGUGAUGUCUAUGUCUGCUAAUUUACCCAACAGAUCCUAAUUUACUUUAUUUGCCCGGUUAAGUGCAUUCUUGUUAAAGUGUGUUCCUUUCUUACUGCUGUUUACUCCUUGCAGUCAUGUCUUAAUGGCACUAAUGUUUUUAUGUCUUGGUCUGCGUCCCAAAUGGUACCCUAGGUCCUGGUCAAAUGUAGUGCACUACGUAGGCAAUAGGGGUGCCAUUUGGGAGGGGACACAGUCUUACUCCUUUCUCAGACAUUCCUUAGGUCUUUUUGAUUUUCAUUAACAUUUAUGAAUUGCUUAAAGUUGCUGAGACAGAGAGCAAAUGGACAUAGAGGCCUAGAAGCCAGUCAAAAUAUAGCCCAGCACCAUCAAGCCACUUGUAUCUGUUAGCAAACAUGAAAUAACUGGGCAGCUCCUUUGGCCUAGAGUUCUGCUACACACUCUGUAAUUAUUAAACAGGGUAGGAUGACCUUACAGUGAUUCUGUCCUAAAUGGCACCCUAUUCCCUACAUAGUGCAUUACUUUUAACCAGAGCUCUAUACACACACACACACACACACACACACACACACACACACACACACACACACACACACGACAAUCUGGGCUGCAGUCUGGGAUUUAGGCCAUAUCUGUUGACCCAAGAGUUGUUUGUUUGGUGUCAACACUGAUUUAAAAAAAAAAAAAAAGGCUGUCUGGUAUUCAGAUCAUUACAAGGAACUUGACAUGGGACAUUUUCCUGCAGUCUCAAAUUGGAAGACUGUUCAAUAGUGAACCAGGGUGGAACCCAGGAUGUAUGGAUGCCAUAAGACUGUGUUAGCUUGAUGAGCUAAAGCCAAGGCAUUAUCUCAGGGCAGCUAACACAAGUCCUCAGACCUCAAGCAAGGUCAAUCAUCAUCGGAGCAUAGCUCACCGAACCACGUCAGCUACAUCUACAAAAACAAAACAGAUGAAAGAUCAACAUUAGAACUAGUUUGUUAGAACUGUAUUAGAGACUUGUCUCUAGGCAUCCCUUUUAUCUGUUGAGUCUUUGUUAAAUAUUACAGUCAUUGUUAACACACUGCUGUCUUCUGUCUGUCUCCUGUAGGGAACAAGCCCAGGGAGUCUUGUGGGAAGACGUGCCAGGGAGACAGGGAUGAUGAGUGGAUGGGGGUCAGCCUCGCCCGGCAGGACAAAUCCAACGGAAAAAUACUGGUGAGUUCAAAGUUCACAGUACGACCCUGAUCAUCUGUUUUAAUCUGUUUCAUCUGUGUCUACCGAAGCAUGCACUUGUACACUCUCUGUCAUGGAUUUGAAAGCAUUGGAUUGAUGUACGCAGUUACUUCAGCAAUUGUUUAACACAAACCAUGUAUGCUUGCAAAAGCUGCCGGGUUUAAACCACCAUCAUUGUUACAAAUGUCUUUCCUUGAACCACAUAGUUAAACCCCAGCUUUUCCUAAUAUCAAAAUGCUCCUUAACAGGCAAAUGCAUGUUUUAUUCCAUUCUUUGGUUUUCAAGUAGAGGCACAUGUUUUUGGCAAUGCAGCAUGAUUGUUUUGAAUUGGAUAAGUGGACACAACUUAAUUCCAAAUAAUUUACUUAUACGACACAGCGACUGUGAAAAUACAAAAAAAAAUCCUUCUUUGUUUAUUUGUUUUAUUUGUGAGUUUGUGUGUGUUUCUGUAUGUGUGUGCCUGUGUGUUUGUGUGCAGCUGUGCGUGUGUGUGUGUCUGUCUUUCUGUGUGUGCAUGUGCGUGAGAUGUGCAUGUAAAAAUCUAUGUUUUCUUGUAAUGGUUAUUGUCGAAGAUAGCUGUGAACCAUGCAUGCCGCUAUCAUUCUGUUAGCAGUUGAAGUUAAAAACACCUAUGUAAUCUUAAAGCAAUCAACAGACCAACUAUUUGCAGUACUAAUCUCUGAAGUGCUAGCGUGGCCGUGGGUCUUUACUCCAGGGUCUCUUUUUGGCGCUUUACUCCCAGAUCAGAGGGCAGCUGGCUGGGUUUGUUUAGGCUUCAGUCCCUGGCCCCUCCACGGUGGUGGUCUCCUAACCUUACUUUCAUGAAGUGUUAACUCCUGCACCCUGCAGUGGGCGAUGAAAGGACCAAGCCUCUCUCUUUGGCCCUGAAGCCUGUCUAUGGCCCUGGGGGACAUUCCAUGGCCAUGAGACUGGCUGGACGGUUUGGAGGCAGGCUGGAGUUGUCCGUAGUGGGCCGAAGGACACUUGUAAGGGCUAUAAACCCAUGUAGAGAAAUAGACAGAGUAGAAGGACACUUGUAGCCUCUCUUGGCCUUGUGUAGAGACAGUCUGUAAACACCUCUGGCAGGUGUCAAUGUGUUGACACACUUGUUGAUAGGCUUCCCACCUCAUGGGAGUUGGAGGAAUCUUGAGAAUUUGUGUUCAAACCUACUGUAUGUUUUUUGCUAUGGUCAUUCUCCAUUUCAAUGCUUCCAUUAUCUGAUCAUUGCGGAGGGAUUAUAUUUGCAUGAUGUUCAAACCCCUUCCAAUGGUUAUUAUGCGUGAAUGAUAACAGAUAAAGAGAUUUAGGAGUGGUUUGUCUUGGGUAAUGUAUUCAAAUCAAAUUUAUUGGUCACAUACACAUGGUUAGCAGAUGUUAUUGCGUGUGUAGCGAAAUGCUUGUGCUUCUAGUCCCGACAGUUCAGCAAUAUCUAGCAAGUAAUAUCUAACAGUUCCACAACAAAAACCUAAUACACACAAAUCUAAGUAAAGGAAUGGAAUAAGAAUAUAUAAAUAUAUGGUUGAGAAAUGUCAUUAUCAGAGUGGCAUAGGCUAAGAUGCAAUUGAUAGUAUAGAAUACACUAUAUACAUAUGAGAUGGGUAAUGCAAGAUAUGUAAACAUUAUUAAGAUAGUAUAAAAUACAGUAUAUACAUAUGAGAUGGGUAAUGCAAGAUAUAUAAACAUUAUUAAAAUUGCAUUAUUAAAGUGACCUAGUGUUCCAUUUAUUAAAGUGGCCAGUGAUUUUCAAGUCUGUAUGUAGGCAGCAGCCUCUCUGUGCUAGUGAUGGCCGUUUUUCAGUCUCUUGGUCCCAGCUUUGAUGCACCAGUAUUAUAGUUGUUUGUAGGUGAUGGCUGUUUUCUUAAGACCUUAUCCCUUUGAGAAAAAAAAAGGACUCAUCAAAUUAGGCCGUCAUUGUAAAUAAGAAUUUGUUCUUAACUGACUUGCCUAGUUAAAUAAAGGUAAUAUAUAUAUAUAUAUAUAUAUAUAUAUAUAUAUAUAUAUAUAUAUAUAUAUAUUUGAAAUUAAGUGAUACCAAAAUGUUAGUUAAGGCCAGGCACCACAGGCUGAAAUGACAUUUUUGACAUUAAUUUUGAGAUUUGUUGGUAUUUUGGUCCAUUAAUAUAAAUAUUUUCAAAAAGUAAACAUACAAAUGUCAAAAACUUUAUGAACAUUUAGAUUUUCUUUAGUUUAUCAUACUACUGUCAUCAAAAAUGUUAUGACUUUUGGUCUAAGGCACUGCAUCGCAGUGCUAACUGUGCCACUAGAGAUCCUGGUUCGAAUCCAGGCUCUGUCGCAGCCGGCCGCGACCGGGAGACUCAUGGGCGGCGCACAAUUGGCCCAGCGUCGUCCAGGGUAGGGGAGGGAAUGGCCAGCAGGGAUGUAGCUCAGUUGAUAGAGCAUGGCGUUUGCAACGCCAGGGUUGUGGGUUCAAUUCCCACGGGGGGCCAGUAUAAAAAAAUAUGUAUUCACUAACUGUAAGUCGCUCUGGAUAAGAGCGUCUGCUAAAUGACUAAAAUGUAAAAUGUAAUCACUAAAAGGGACAUACAUAAAUAUUUUCAAAGCUCAUUAAAUUACACAUCAUUUAAAAGCCCAUUUCAUACCGUGUUACAAACUGGACUAUAUUUAGUAACUUACUUUGAAGGGAUGGUGAUUGGGACUAAAUAGGCAUUUGUUGUAGUCUAAAUUCAGUGUACUUGUCUUUAACUGCCAUUUCCCGAAAGUCUGAUUCUUCCAACAUGCCAACACAUUUUUCUCAGCUUCAGAAGCAUCUGCAUUCACCAAAUGUUGUGUGGCUAUCCUUAGAUAUAUUCUCCAGACUUGCCCGGAGGGAGUUAUUGAUAUUUUGUAAAUGUUUUAUUCUAGAUAAAAGUAUCUUUGAAGAAAUGCGCCAAAAGAGAUAGAAAGAUGAAGAAAAGUAUUUAUCCAAAAGUCUGGUCCUGGAGUGUCUUAGCGAAAUUAAACAAAAAUAUUUCGGCUGAUUUGUGUGAUAUGCAAAUAUGAAAUAUUUAAUGACAUAUAUCAUUUGCAUAUUUUAAUAACACAUUUCAAAAAUACAAUUAUACAAAAAAGUAUUUCAUUUGUGUCUACAUUCAACUGGUAAAAGUUGAUUGUGAUAUGAUUAAGGGUAAAAAAUUACCAUAUGAAGGUUUGGUGCCUGGCCUUAACUUUUACAGCAAAUCAAGUGGCAGAUUGUCCAAGUAGUUGUUUUAAACUCCCCAGCAGGUUUGGUAAUAACAGAAUGAUAGUGAAGUUCCAGAGCCACGUGUUCAUGGGCCCCUGUAGAGGUACGCUGUGUAUAGACAUAUCUCAGGAUCAAACUACUAUCCAUUCUGAGGGGAGCAGGUUGAUAACAUUUGUUUUUCAUGUGGACUCACGUUUCUCUGCAAGAGGAGAGCACCGGCUUCUUGGCAGAUGUCGCUCUGUGCUGUAUGUAUCAAGCGUCUCAUAGUAGGAGUGCUGAUCUAGGAUCAGUUUUGUCUUUUAGAUCACAAUGAAUAAGAUUACAUUGACAGGGGGUACUUGAUCCUAGAUCAGCACUCCUACUCUGAGAUACAUACAGCCCCUGAAGUACAGUUAUUUCAACCGUGUGUUGCUGAAGGAAAGCCUAAAGUUUAACCAAUCAGCUGUGUUUAACUGAAAGUCUAAACCAAUCAGCUCUCAGACUGGACAGCAACAUGUGUGACAAUGGAACAGUUCCAUAUUUGGUCUCUGAUUCUGGCAGAGAAACAAAACAUUAACAUUAUGGUCUUACUAGUUUAUUACUUGUUUAUAAUAUACUGGUACAGUGAGUCAGGCCUGUUUGUGUUGUAGUACUGAAUAUGAUUUAGUAGCAAGCUUGUUGGAGCACCAGUAGUACUGCUAGUGUUGUAGGCCAGACUGCUCUGCUCUGAAACACGUUUUUUCCAACACAGCCAUACUUCUGCUAGACAGUCAUCUGAUGCUCUCUCUCUCUGUGCCCACAAUCUGCUGCACAACUCUUCUACCCGCUUCAAUAGGCUGUGUAACAAUGUGGACUGGAGUUAUCCUCCAGUAUGAUGGGGAAAAAGAGCUGAACUUUGUGUCUGUGUGUGUGUGAAUGUGUGCAUGUGGAAAACCGUUGAGAAUAUAACUCUCCCCAUGAGCACCCAAAGGAACCCUGACCACUAUCCCCACUGGGUUCUAAGACCAGUGGUGGAAAAAGUACCCAAUUGUCAUACUUGAGUAAAAGUAAAGAUACCUUAACAGAAAAUGACUCAAGUAAAAGUCACCCAGUAAAAUUCUACUUUAGUAAAGUGAAAGGAUAUGGUUAAAAAUAUUAUUAAGUAUCAAAAGUAAAUGUAAUUGCUAAAAUAUACUUAAGUAUCAAAAGUAAAAGUAUAAAUCAUUUCAAAUUCCUUAUAUUAAGCAAACCAGACGGCACAAUUUUAGAUUUUUUUAUUUAUUUACAGAUAGCCAGGGGCACACCAACACUCAGACAUCAUUUACAAACUAAGCAUGUGUGUUUAGUGAGUACGCCAGAUCAGAUGCAGUAGGGAUGACCAGGGAUGUUCUGUUGAUACAGUGGGGGAAAAAAGUAUUUAGUCAGCCACCAAUUGUGCAAGUUCUCCCACUUAAAAAGAUGAGAGAGGCCUGUAAUUUUCAUCAUAGGUACACGUCAACUAUGACAGACAAAUUGAGAUUUUUUUUCUCCAGAAAAUCACAUUGUAGGAUUUUUAAUGAAUUUAUUUGCAAAUUAUGGUGGAAAAUAAGUAUUUGGUCACCUACAAACAAGCAAGAUUUCUGGCUCUCACAGACCUGUAACUUCUUCUUUAAGAGGCUCCUCUGUCCUCCACUUGUUACCUGUAUUAAUGGCACCUGUUUGAACUUAUCAGUAUAAAAUACAUCUUUCCACAACCUCAAACAGUCACACUCCAAACUCCACUAUGGCCAAGACCAAAGAGCUGUCAAAGGACACCAGAAACAAAAUUGUAGACCUGCACCAGGCUGGGAAGACUGAAUCUGCAAUAGGUAAGCAGCUUGGUUUGAAGAAAUCAACUGUGGGAGCAAUUAUUAGGAAAUGGAAGACAUACAAGACCACUGAUAAUCUACCUCGAUCUGAGGCUCCACGCAAGAUCUCACCCUGUGGGGUCAAAAUGAUCACAAGAACGGUGAGCAAAAAUCCCAGAACCACACGGGUGGACCUAGUGAAUGACCUGCAGAGAGCUGGGACCAAAGUAACAAAGCCUACCAUCAGUAACACACUACGCCGCCAGGGACUCAAAUCCUGCAGUGCCAGACGUGUCCCCCUGCUUAAGCCAGUACAUGUCCAGGCCUGUCUGAAGUUUGCUAGAGUGCAUUUGGAUGAUCCAGAAGAGGAUUGGGAGAAUGUCAUAUGGUCAGAUGAAACCAAAAUAGAACAUUUUGGUAAAAACUCAACUCGUCGUGUUUGGAGGACAAAGAAUGCUGAGUUGCAUCCAAAGAACACCAUACCUACUGUGAAGCAUGGGGGUGGAAACAUCAUGCUUUGGGGCUGUUUUUCUGCAAAGGGACCAGGACGACUGAUCCGUGUAAAGGAAAGAAUGAAUGGGGCCAUGUAUCGUGAGAUUUUGAGUGAAAACCUCCUUCCAUCAGCAAGGGCAUUGAAGAUGAAACGUGGCUGGGUCUUUCAGCAUGACAAUGAUCCCAAACACACCGCCCAGGCAACGAAGGAGUGGCUUCGUAAGAAGCAUUUCAAGGUCCUGGAGUGGCCAACCCAGUCUCCAGAUCUCAACCCCAUAGAAAAUCUUUGGAGGGAGUUGAAAGUCCGUGUUGCCCAGCGACAGCCCCAAAACAUCACUGCUCUAGAGGAGAUCUGCAUGGAGGAAUGGGCCAAAAUACCAGCAACAGUGUGUGAAAACCUUGUGAAGACAUACAGAAAACGUUUGACCUGUGUCAUUGCCAACAAAGGGUAUAUAACAAAGUAUUGAGAAACUUUUGUUAUUGACCAAAUACUUAUUUUCCACCAUAAUUUGCAAAUAAAUUCAUUAAAAAUCCUACAAUGUGAUUUUCUGGAUUUUCUUUUCUCAUUUUGUCUAUCAUAGUUGACGUGUACCUAUGAUGAAAAUUACAGGCCUCUCUCAUCUUUUUAAGUGGGAGAACUUGCACAAUUGGUGGCUGACUAAAUACUUUUUUCCCCCACUGUAAGUGCGUGAAUUGGACCAUUUUCCUGUCCUGCUAAGCAUUCAAAAUGUAACGAGUACUUUUGGGAGUCAAUGAAAAUGUAUGGAGUAAAAAGUACAAUCUUUUCUUAAGGAAUGUAUUUAAGUAAAAGUAGUCAAAAAUAUAAAUAGUAAAGUACAGAUACCCCCAAAAAACGACUUAAGUAUUUUUACUUAAGUACUUUGCACCACUGUCUAAGACUGCAUCCCAAAUGACACCCUAUUCAUUUUACAUUUUAGUCAUUUAGCAGACGCUCUUAUCCAGAGCGACUUACAGUUAGUGAGUGCAUACAUUUUCAUACUGGCCCCCCGUGGGAAACAAAUCCACAACCCUGGCUUUGCAAGCGCCAUGCUCUACCAACUGAGCUACAGGGGGAUGUAUUCCCUAGAUAGAUAGUGCACUACUUUUGACCAGAAGUACUUUAUAAUAUAAUAAUAUAUAUAAUAUGCCAUUUAGCAGACGCUUUUAUCGAAAGCGACUUACAGUCAUGCAUGCAUACAUUUUAUUUUUUUGUGUAUGGGUGGUCCCGGGGAUCGAACCCACUACCUUAGCGUUACAAGCGCCGUGCUCUACCAGCUGAGCUACAGAGGACCACUUUGAUCAAAGUAGUGCACUAUCUAGGGAACAGGUUGUCAUUUGUAAUGUAAUCUAAAUUCUGACCACAUUUCUGUGGCACCAUUUGUGCAAAGAAGCUUGGAGGCUGCUGCCAUAGUUUCCUAUUAAAAACCCCUAAGGUCGAUGUCCGCGCCCCUGCGGAAAUCGAAUUAGCAUAAUACAAAACUCCCCAUAGAAAUCUGUCAGUUUAAGCUAGAGAUAUCUGUUUUGCAUUUGUUGCGUCUCAAUCCACCGCAUCCGCCUAUGUCACACUUCCGCAUCUGAGGUGAAAGGUGACAGAGCUAGAGCGGUGUUUGUCAGACCAUGAGACAUCCCAAAAAUCGGUCUUCUCACAAAAUCUGUAGUGUCCGAACGGUUUGGGCUACAAACUAAUAUGACCCCUCUGUGGAAAGGUGAGACUCUCACGAACACGGACAUGUUGUUUUGCUCUAGGAUGCCCACAGGCCUCACAAGACUUCUCUGAAGGUCCCCCAGUACCAGUUGAAAAAUAUUAUGGAAGUAUAUAUGGAGAUUUAUUAGUGCCAAUAAUAAGGGGUUAAAUACAUGUAAAAAUAAAAUUAAAAAGAUGUUUCCUGAUAUUUAUUAUAUCUCUCAGAUAUAGGACAGACACUUCAGAACAAACUUCCUUUAGAUUUUUUUUGGGGGGGACUAUCUGUUGUUCCAUGUAGUGAAUCUGUUAUUCAAUGUGUUUGUAUGGGCUAAUAGUAGUAUGGCCAAAUAUAUAUAUUUUUUAAAUAAUAUUUUUUGAUAUUAUAAGGGUCUUAAAAUUCAAUAUCAAAUAGCUGAAUGAUCCUUGGUAUGACCUUCUUAAAACAGUCCAUAUAGCUUAUUAUACAACGGGUGAGUCUAAUCCUGAAUGCUGAUUGGUUAAAACUGCAUUCCAGCCAGUGUCUAUUCCACAAGUUACCACCGGCUAAAUCUAUGACGUUAAGAUGCCUAUUUACUCUGUUCCGUCUGACUGCGCAAUCCACUGUCUCAUCAGCCCAGCAAGGCAAUUUAUAAACUUGAUCUCCACUAUAAAAAGCAUCUAAACAUUAUCUCACAUUUCUUUUAGACUAACAUUUAGUUUUCAACAGCAAAGAUUUGUAUAAACCUAGCUGUUUGUCUCUCCGACAUUUGCAACAUUGUUUCAAUAUUCAAAUUUGAUCUCCAGCUGUCACAUAGUAAUGAACGUGUUGGGAUGAGACAGACAGGCAGCUUUUCUCAGCCAGUCGAAAUCAUGAAUCAGAAUAUUGUAUGGAUAUAUACAAAUUAAUAUCAAUAGAAAACAGGUCAAACGAAACGAAGUGCAGCUAGUUUUCAGUCUUUACAACUUCAGUUUGAAGUGAUUGUGUUAGCUGUGUUUUUAGCUAGCUCCUCUGAACAACAGUGUCCUUACUAGAGAGCACAUUUUCAAUGCCAAGUGAAAUUGUGCAUCAUUAGCUCAUUGUUAUGGAUGUAUCCAAAUAUAUGUCACUAGAAAAUAGCUUAAACAAAUGCAAAUGAAGCUACUUUGUUGUUAUUCUGGCUGCACUGUUUGAUGUGACUGUAAGUUAGCCAUAGUUGGCUAGCUAGCAAGCAAGGGAUGAGAACGUUGCCAGCCAGUAUGGCAAUAGAACAUUUAGAACGAACGACUGGGUCGCGUCCAUAGAUGCAGAACAAAAAGACUGAACGACUUGGUCGCAUCUCUAGCAACCGAACCGAUUGAACAUCGACCAGCCGGCUUGGGUAGCAACACUAGAUUUGUGUCGGGACUAUAUCUUGUGGAAGGAUGAAAUAGUAUUAAUAAAUUAAUCAAAAUAAUGGUUUUAAUGAAAAUAUGUCAAUCAUUAUUUGAAUAUGUUGGUAAGCCCUGUCUUAGAAGGGGCUUAGACUCUUAUGGGUUAACUUAAAACACACACACACACGUUUGUUUUGCUAUCCUUGUGGGGACCAAAACAUUUAUUCCCAUUGAAAAUCCUAUUUUCCCUAAUCCCUAACCCUUAACCUAACCUUAACCCCUAACCCUAAUUGUAACCCUAACCCUAAACUUAACCCCUAAGCCUAAAAUAGCCUUUUUUCUUGUAGGGACCGGCACAUUUUCUUUGUUUUACUAUCCUUGUGAGAACUUCUGGUCCCCACAAGGAUAGUAAAACCAAACCUUACACACAUAUACACACACACACAAAGAGAUCGAGAUAGUUCUGGAAUGUUUAUCCAAAAUGCAAGAGGCUAAGGGAUUAUUUAGAGGAACACUUUCAACACUCAAUAUUAAUGAAGAAAACAACUUUCUGGGACAGAAGGAAUUUCAAUGCUUUACUCCCUAUCCAGACUCACACUAACAUAACAGAAACAGCACUAUAACGUUUUGAACAUGAACUUGAAAUUGAGGUCACUUCUUUAAAAAAAAGGUUAUUAUGAUUUACAGUGCUUAUCUAUUUACGUCUGUGAGUUGGGGUAUACGAGAAUUAGCCACGGGAUGGUUUUUCAAUACCGUCAAUACCGUAUAUAUUUUUUUCUUUGAAGUAUUUUAAUAAAUGUGAAUAUUUGUAGCUACUUUUUAAGUAAAUACCUGCGGUCAACUUGUGCAAUACGUUAGGAGAUAAAGAAGAUUGCAUUCUUCAUUUCACCUGUCACAUAAUUAUUCAUUAUGAAGCUUACCAGUAGACCCCCGUCACGUGGUGUUUGUUUACAAGCACACAACGACAAGAGACCGGAACCUUGUGAGUCACUCACUGUUGUGCAGCAUGCGCCAGGUGAUCUAGUUAAAGUAUGGAAUUCACAACUACAUUUUGCCAGCUAGAUAUCUUAUAACUAUUAAGUUAACUGUCUAAAAUGUGCUAUCUAAAAUGGCUAUAGGGUGAACGCACCAAUUUGUGAGUCGCUCUGGCUAAGAGCGUCUGCUAAAUGACGUUAAUGUGCCCUUGAGCAAGGCACUUAACCCUAAUUGCUCCUGUAAGUCGCUCUGGUUAAGAGCGUCUGCUAAAUGACUAAAAUGUAAAUGUAAAUGUAAGUGGUUAGAGUCUUGCGAAAUCAAGCUUUCGCUUGGUAACAGCAGAGAAUCCCCUCCUGGAUCAAGAGCCUUGCUGUCUAACUGCUUGUAGCAUUUUUGAGUCACUUGUAUAACUUUAUGAGCUGGGAUGUCUGUCCUGCAAAUAGUUUUGUUAGAAAUUGCGUAAUUCAAAUCUGGUAUUGGAAUAAGAAUCAAGAGAUCUUCAAUCCAAGCUUAAUUUAUUAUAUGCAAAAUGUAUGUAUGAUAAGUAUGAAGGUUCGUAUAUACGGGUCCGCUGAGAUACCAUGCAGGGCACUCUGAGAACUGAUCCAUUGUUCUAAGUUCUUCUUCAAAUACUCUGACAGAAAGCCUCUACCUCUUCUGUUGGCCAACCAGAGCAAAGGACUGAGUGUGGUCCAGACUCCAUUCAGCCAAUCCGUUGGCGCAGGGGUUGGUCCCAACUCCUCGGCACUCCAUUUGUUGCCAGGCAUAGUUGCUAUGAUAAUAACCUGCGGAGUCAGCACCGAAAAGACACCAUUCCACUGUACUCCAUGUUCAAGGACAGUUUCACAGACUACAAAGAGAGAGUGUUCGUAUCUGUAAGAAAUACAAGUCUUAUCUGUCCUACCCCUAACGUUCCCCACAUGAAUAACAGCCUGUUAUGUGAAACAAUCCAUAUCAGUACAGUGCUCCUCAUUAAUGCAUUCCUUCCAAGCUAUUCAUCACAUACAGAUCCAAUUAUGAGAAAAAUAAAACCCAACAGUUUAGGUCAAAGACUGUAUAAAAUUUUCGCAAUGCGCUCGUUAACAUUUAGUUAGCAUUCGCUAUGGGAUAGUACAUGUAUUUGUUAGCAUUGCUCGGGCUCCCGAGUGGCGCAGCGGUCUAAGGCACUGCAUCUCAGUGCUUGAGGCGUCACCCUGGUUCGAUUCCAGGCUGUAUCACAACCGGCCGUGAUUGGGAGUCCCAUAGGGCGGCGCACAAUUGUCGUCCGGGUUUGGCCGGUGUAGGCCGUCAUUGUAAAUAAGAAUUUAUUACCGAAUAUCCUGGGAUGGCACAAGGUCGGUAUGAAGGUAUGACAAUCUGGUACCGCCCAAGCCUAGUGUAAAGAACUUUUAGGAACUCAGUUGAGGAGCAGUGUAGAGAACACUGUAGCUCAGUUGGUAGAGCAUGGUAGAGCAUUGUGUUGGUAGAGCAUUGUGCUUGCAACACCAGGAUAGUGGGUUCGAUUCCCGUGUCCACCCAUACUUAAAAUGUAUUCACGCAUGACUGUAAGUCGCUUCGGAUAAAAGCGUCUGCUAAAUGGCAUAUAUAGAACUGGUUAAGGGCUUUUCACACUACUGAACUGAGCCAAACCAAGCUGUACAGAGCUGGCCAGGUUAUUAGAGAUGUGCAUCUUUCCCUUUCAAGACAAUUCAAUACGUAUCUAGAUACAUGGGCUCCGAUAUCAUACAGGAACGGUACAUUUUAGUUUGAAACGAUUCUGGGCAUCUACCACCCACUAUCAGUUAGUUUGCUUUUUGUCCCCCACCCCACCCCCACACUUUUGAUCUGGAAUCACCAUCAGCCACUAAUGAAUUUGUAAUCUUUGCAGAUUAAAAGUGUUAGAGAUAGUAAUGUAUCAAUAUUUAUCUUUAAAAAAUUAUUGCUGUCAUCGUUAUGAUUUUUUCAACUUUACCCUGUAUGUCUAAAAGGGACUAUAUACUGUAUAGGCCUACUUAUUGAUUCAAGCAAAACUACCAAACUAUUGCUGAUGGUGAACCUGAACAAUCAAAAUUAAAUCUAAUGUAAUCCCCGAUCAGCGUGUAGCCUACCUAUAGCCAGAUGAGUUGUGUCUACAGCGAUAACUUAGGCUACUUUUAUUCUGGUAAAACACAAUUUUCAACAGCACAUUUCAUAAAAUAAACUAGCAAAUUACAUGGGUUGUAACUCAACUAAUAUGCCUAAUAUUGCGCAAGCCAUUUUACAAACAUUUGAAUGCUGAAGGUGACGGGCAGAUAGAUGUGCCAGAUCAGGAAUAGCCGGUUUCGUUGGUCAGCGCGAAUCUGCGCACAGCACGCAGUUUGACUAGGCUGCUGAUAUUGCCUGGGGUUGUUCGGCAUUCAAAAUGCCUUGUAAAUCAAUGACUGUCAACAUAAUUACAUGCUUAGUUAGACACUGAAGGAUAGGAUGCAGUUGUCACAAAAGAUGAGAGGUAUUUUCAGAAGGUAGAAAGAAAGUAAUUUGAGCAAAACAUUUUAGUGAACCGUCAAUUUGAAUUGAUUUCUGACCGAUGCAUGCAACAUUUGGGGUCCUGCUGACCAACGCACAGGGACAGAUGCAUAUCUGUGAAUAGUUACAUCCCUAGUGGUUAUGCAUCCACCGCAGUUGCUGGAAGCAUGCUGAAAAGGACAUGUGAAAAGAAGAAAUCCUCCUGUGCUUGUAAAGUUUGGCUCGGGCCAGCACAAUAGUGUGAAACGAGUAGGCUACUAGAAAGGAGCUCAGGGUGUUACUAUGAACAUGUUAAGAGAAAUGAUAGGAAUUCAGAGGUUAUUAUUAACAUCUUAUGUUGAGUUAAUUUAUAUCCCACCACAUAUAAAAUUGCUAUUUUGGAGACAGGGGAUGUUCUUUAUUUUGGAAGCAGGGGAUGUUUAAACAAGAGGCUGCCUGGAUCUUUAAUUUAAAGACCCUUGCUCCCUUCGGUCUCAAUGUAGAGUUUGAUCUGAAGCCAUUCUUGGGAUUGUGUUUUUACUAUCCAUUGUAAAUAAUGUUUGUAGGCCUAUGUAGCCAAAUCGUAUCUAUGAUCAUAUGUUAUCCAUUCAUGCUUUUUUAUAUGUUCUAUUUAUAUCUGUAAAUCGACCAAUGAAAUCAAGCCACAGCCGGCCAUGAUUACAGACACCUGUGUGUGUCUUUUCAAACUAUAUAAACUAGUGACCCGCAGUGUUUGUCAUUAUACCCUGAUGAAGACAGCUUGUCUGUUGAAACGUUGGUUAUUACAUUAUUGCAUCUGAGCUAGAGUGUGCGGCUCUCCCUUUCUUUUUCAAGAUGUUCUUUAGCUGACCUGAACCAAGCUGCACUUAGCUGGCCUGGUUACAUAUCCACCAUAGUUGCAGGAACGGUGCUGGCCAGAAAAUAAGAGUCAGCACAGUUUGGUUCAAUAGUGUGAAAAGAGACCUGGGAAGCAACUGAAAUGUUAACAUGAAGAUGUUAUGAGUUAGGUCUAACUAGGAGUUAGCAUCUCGUCCCACCGCAUAUAAAAUGUAUGUUUUGGAAGCAGGGAUUGUUCUUAAGCUGAUGUUCAGAUAUUCACACCACAGACCAAUGAGACCAGGGCCGUUAUGGUCAAAGUUGGCUUUGCUUUCAUCCCCCUUCUUCUCUGAGAACAGUUAAUUUGGCAGCCACAGAGACAGUGGCUGCAUCCCAAAUGGCCCACUAUUCCCUAUAUAGUGCAUUAUUUUUGACCAGGGCCCAUAGGGCUGCUAUUCGGGACGCAGACACACUGACUCCAGCUCUCAUAAUACAGAGUCGGUCUUGUCUUCUGCUUUGUGGAUAUCGAGUUACGGAAGAACUAUUGCGUACAUUGAGUGAAGUAAUCCGGAUGGUAGAAUGGAGAAUACACUUAUUAUGUCGCUGCAAGUGUUUGUGAAUGCGCAAUAUUGGUUAAUGUGUGUGGGGGUGGGAUGGGGUGGGUGUGUUUGUGCAUGCGUGUGUGUGUGUGCGCAUGUGCUUCUAUCUGUUGUUUCUGUCUGUCUGUCCGUUCUCUCAGUUAUCUCUCAGAGGAGGCCAGCAGAUCCAGUCAUACCUGAGUGAGAUGCCAUGUCUCUCUGUCUGUUAGUGUCUGUGUGUCUGUCUCUCUGUUCUGACUGAACCUUUCAUCAUGUGUUUGAUGCAGGCCUGUGCCCACCGUUGGAAGAACGUCUACUAUGACUCUGAGCACAUCCUUCCCCAUGGUUACUGUUCCAUCAUCCCUCCUACGCUACAGGGCCGGACCCAAGCACUCAUCCCCUGCUAUGAAGGUACAGAAGUACAAACACGCGCACACACACACACCAACUGUACAGGACCAGACCCGAGCACUAAUCCCUUGGUACGAAGGUACAGGAAUGUCCUCAAUGGUUCUCAAUCUUUUUGGGUUACUGUACCCCUAAUUAGAUUUUGCUCUGCCUGAAGUACCCCCUCAUGAACGACUGCUCGUCUAUUUUCUCAUGAGUCUUCCAAAGUACCCCCUGCUUAUAGGCCAGUUACUCCGAUGGGUAAUAGCACCCCAUGUUGAGAAACACUGCUUUAGAUCCACUUCAUGAUAUCAGGAUUAGAUCAAAUAAUGUAGAGAUAGUUCCUUCCUGGUAAACUAUGCAUACAUGGAUGCCUUCAUUCUACAGACAGACAGUAAGGUCAUGGUUACUGCGCAUUAAUUUAAAUGGAAUUCUUCCAUCAGCCAAAUUGACUCACACUGUACACAACUUACAGACAGAGACAGACACAGAGACUUUACCAAAGUUUACUGAGUUUAUAAGGAGGAUGAGGGGGAGUGGGCUUGUGUGUUUAAGCAGUGUGUGUGUGUGUGUGUUUAAGCUGUGUAUACCCUCUGCCCUGGGUUAGACAGUGCAGGUAGUUUAUUAUGGCAUACGUUCUCUCCGGCUCUCACAAUGAGUUAUAGACUUACUGCACACACUCCAGAUCACUGACUGAUAUCCUGGCUUUAAAGGCUAGCUGGCACUCUUAGAGCCUUGAAGUUCUCUCUCUCUCUCUCUCUCUCUCUCUCUCUCUCUCUCUCUCUCUCUCUCUCUCUCUCUCUCUCUCUCUCUCUCUCUCUCUCUCUCUCUCUCUCUCUCUCUCUCUCUCUCUCUCUCUCUCUCUCUCUCUCUCUCUCUCACCAACUUAAGAGAGAAAUAUGAGCUCUCAGUUUGGCAGGAUGCAACACCUGGGUAUUCCAAGGACACACACACACUUCAUUAUGCUGCUAAAGGAUAAAAUAUUACACACACACACCCUAUGCAUCUAAUCAUAUGCAUUAUGAUCUGAAAGAAAAAGCUGAUCCUAGAUCAACACUUUGUGAAUCAUCCAAAUUCAGAUCCAGUACUGUAAGUUCAUAGAGUAUGAGUUGCCUAAUUCCCUUUUGGGACCACCCUUUUUUACAAUGUGUUAGGAGGGCUAUGCUACAGCCUGUACGAUUCUGAUCUAUAUAAGCAUUUACCUGUUCUACACAAGUGUCAUGAGCUUGCGUCCCAAAAGGCACCUUAUUCCCUACAUAGUGCACUACUUUUGACCAGAGCCCUAUGGGAUUUCCAAUGGGCCCUGAUCAAAAGUAAAGCACUAUAUAGGAAAUAAGGUGCCAUUUGGGACGCAGCCAGGAUUUCAUUACAUUAUUUGUUUUGAUUCGGUCAAGUGAGUUUCUUUUUCAAAGGCAUUUAUUUCUUGAUUUGACUCGCAGGUUUAGAUUUUUUUUUUUAGGUUUAGAUUUUUUUAGAUUUUACUUCCUUCCUUUCUGCUAUUGCUUCCAAUCGCACGGAGCCACUGCAGCUAGGCAGCUAAGCAUGCGCGCACACACACACACACUUCAGCUAGGCCUCAGAUGAGGCCAUGUGUACCCUGUGAUUCAUAGAGAUCCAAGCCCAAUAUUGUUCUGUAACUCGAGAGGUAGUGUCUCCCCAAGUGUGAGUUUAUGUUUUAUGUUGCCUUACUCUGUAGUUUUUCCUCUCAAAGUCUAACUCUGCUUCCCAAAUGGCACCCUAUUCCCUACAUAGUGCAAAACUUUUGACCAGGGCCCAUAGUGAAUCCCAUAGGGCUCUGGUCAAAAGUAGUGCACUAUAUAGUGAAUAGGGUGCUAUUUGGGACAAAGCCUAACUUUCUUCCUCCUGAUUCCAGAUUCCUACUUGGCUGGCGCUGAAGACUUUGACUAGGUCCAUAUGGAAUGCAGGAAUAAAAGGAGUAGAAGUGCUGGCUCAGGCACAAAGCGAAAUCAUUUGUGGUUUGUUUUUUCUUUGCAGACUAUAAGCAGAAGUAUGGGGAAGAGCACGGCUCGUGCCAAGCGGGGAUAGCGGGCGUUUUUACUGAG
Messenger RNA from Coregonus sp. 'balchen', 21125 nucleotides. The record is from the annotation of a GenBank genome assembly. Lineage: Eukaryota; Metazoa; Chordata; Actinopteri; Salmoniformes; Salmonidae.